Molecule: messenger RNA, 264 nt
Organism: Colletotrichum tamarilloi
Lineage: Eukaryota; Fungi; Ascomycota; Sordariomycetes; Glomerellales; Glomerellaceae
Exons: 1
Coding region: 1-264 (87 amino acids)
Source: RefSeq, a predicted model, not a curated record
AUGCCACCUCGAAAAGCAAAGCUGAACAGGCAAAGGAAACGACGAUACGAAUUGUUCGUCCGCGCUCCUGCCCGUGCCACUCGAAUCCUCAUCGACAAUACCUUAGCCCAACACGCCUCGGCUCUCCUCGCACGCGAACCUGGCUCAACUGCCCUGACGUCUUCGGGCCGUCACGCUGGGCCCAGAUCUACACGCCUAGUCCUCGCACCCUUCUUCAAGAUGCCCCUAGUGAUGGUCGACUCCAAGGCACAGAGAGCCGCCUGA